This is a messenger RNA of Spirometra erinaceieuropaei, 279 nucleotides long. NCBI's taxonomy places the organism in Eukaryota, Metazoa, Platyhelminthes, Cestoda, Diphyllobothriidea, Diphyllobothriidae. The record is from the annotation of a GenBank genome assembly.
AUGGAGACCAGCGCUGAUGCCUCUGCUAACGCAGAUCAGUGCCAGGCCGGUCUCUACGACAACGCAGCGCCGCCGGAACUCCCCACCCCUGGAGCCAAUUUUGUUAGCGACUUUGACGCAACCCAGCCCUCGAGGCGGCACCGCUUCCCCCGUGACCCCCGUCUACGGACCUCACAGUCGGGGACCCCAAGUCAGCCUGCGGCAGCAUACCUGAAAGACAAUGCAGAGUCAGGUCUCAAAGCCUCCUCCUCAUCAUCAUCAUCAUAUGGGGAAAUGUGA